Molecule: messenger RNA, 2993 nt
Organism: Wyeomyia smithii (pitcher-plant mosquito)
Lineage: Eukaryota; Metazoa; Arthropoda; Insecta; Diptera; Culicidae
Gene: GCC88
Product: GRIP and coiled-coil domain-containing protein 1
Exons: 3
Coding region: 163-2193 (676 amino acids)
Cellular component (GO): Golgi apparatus
Source: RefSeq, a predicted model, not a curated record
GGUUAUAGCGCUUAGGCAAGUUUGUUAUUACUUUCGUCACCACGAAGAGCUAAAUUUGUUUAAUUGAAAUGACUGGAAUAUUGUCCACUUUGUGCAUUCUCAAAUUGUGAUUUAUUCGUGUGACUUUUUAUUCUAAUCGAUGGGAACAGUGUAGUUGAUAAAAUGGACAAAUCUGAACAAUUGGAGGCAGUGAUAAACUCGCAAAAGGAGCAACUAUUGCGCUAUGAAAAACGUCUUAAAGAUGUAGUCACUGCUUACAAAGGCUUGCUGAAGGAAAAAACUGCGUUGGAAUCUAGCUUAGAAGCGUUCACCAGCGGAAGAAGUGAAAAUGGCUCUAGUGUCACGUCUAAAUCCGAGAGUAAAUCAGCAAAGACAUCUCCCCCAUCUGAUAUGGAUACUGGUAGUGAAGUAGCAAAAGAUCUCCGCGAACAGAUCGCUACAUUGAUGAAUUCUCUGGCCACAUUGACUGCUGAAAAAAGUCGUAUGGAAGCCUCUUUUAAGAAUGAUCGCAAACAGUUGCGAGAGGUCAUAGCAGAAAAAGAAGCGGCUGUUAGAGAUCUGGAGGAACAGGUCAAGGGUUUAAACUAUACAAUUAAAACCGAUUUAGAAUCUUGCAAGGCCAAAUUGAUACAUGAUCGAGAGGAAGAAAUAAACAAUAACUCACUAAUGAUAUGUGAAUUGCAGAAACAAUUGCAAGAUGAGAGACACUUAAACGAAACUCUAGAGAUGCAACUGCGGGAUCUGAAAAUUCAAUUUAACCAGAAACAUUCCGACCGACGAGUGAAUGAAAUGCCACAGGCAUAUGAACUGGCCAAACAAAACUCCGAACAAUUGGAAAGUUCGAAGAAAGAAAAUGCUGCCCUGUCGAGCUUGCUUCAGCAAUUUCAAGGUGAAAUUGACAAUUUGAAGCGCCAACAUGCUGCAGCUAUCCGGAGCGAACAAAGAAGAGCCCUUACAGCAGAAGAGCGGAGCAAGAAACUCGAACAAGUUCACGAAGAGCGCGUUGCCAAUUUAGAGGCUAGGUUGGCUGAGCUCAGCGAAGUAGUGGGAACAUACGAUCGAUUAAGACAACAGGAUCAAGAUAAUAUCUCUAAGCUGAAAGAAAAGUUGUCGAAGCUCAAUUUGGACAGUACUCUGACUAGACGCGUUAGCCAGGAAAGUAACGUAGAACGAAUUGUUGAAGAAAUAAGUUAUUUAAAAAAAAUGUUAAUAUCGGAGAAUGACAAGUUACAGAAGCCGUUGGAUUUGUCAACACUUUUUACAAUCCAUUCUAUGGCAGACGAAGAAGCCCAACAGCAGACGAACGAGUUGGAAGAUUAUCGUAACUUACAGCGGAGCUAUAAUCAGUGUUUAAAAGACAACGAUUUUCUAAAAGCUGCUAUUCAAACACAUCAGAAUAACACAAAAACCCUCCAAGAAAAGAUCAAGGUACUGAAUAAGAACAUCGAUGAUCUGGAAGUAGAAUACAAGAAUAAACUGAUCGAACAUAACAAUGCAAUGAAAGGAGAAAAGAUUCGCACGCAAGAAAUAGUCACGGCUCUAGAGGCAGAUUUUAAAUCUAAGCUUUCUCAACUGGAAAUGCAACUGAAGAAACAAAGGGAACGAUCCCUGCAACUACUGGAAGAGAAGGAAGAGGAAAUUAAAUCUCUGCGAACAUCGUUCGAUAUUCUGAUGCAUGAUAGUAACCCGCAGCGAGAAAAACGUUCAGAAGGCGACCCGGAUAAUAGCCAGUCUUUCGAAAACUUCCCAGUUGCAAUGUCGAAAAAAAUUAAUGCCCUUAAUUCGGUGUUCAAUCGCAACCCGACCGAACCAAACGCUCAAUAUCACGCGGAAGCGCAUCAUAUUUUGCACUACGCGCAUGAAUUGGCCCGCAAGGAGAUCGAAAUAACUGCACUACGGACAGCCAAAAAUAAUACGGAGGCAGCCCUGCGACAAGCUUUACACGAUAAAGUCGCUUCACAGGAAGAGCUGCACGAUCGGAUUACCUUUUUAGAGGAGCAAAUAGAUCGAUUGGAGCGCUGCAAGUCUAGAGAGGGUGCUAACCUGGAGUAUUUGAAAAAUGUGGUGCUUAGUUUCCUUACGUCUCAAGACGCCGACGGCAAAAAACACAUGAUAAAUGCUAUUGCAGCAGUGCUGGAAUUUAGUGCAGCUGAACUUGCAUCAAUAAAUGGAUUUGACGUUGUUAAAAAGUAGUAUUGUGCAUGUAUAAAUUUUAUCGUAGCUUAGAGGGGUCUACUACGAAAAGCUGAAACUCAAAAGGCUGAAACACGAAAGGCUGAAAUUCGAAAGGCUGAAAUCACGAAAGGCUGAAAACUACAUAAGGCUGAAAACACGAAAGGCUGAAUCACGAAAAGCUGAAAAUCAUAAGGCUGAAAUUCACAAAGUUCAUUUCUAAAAGAACACUCGCGGCCUACGGCCGACUCGAUUGUCCGAGAUGUAUGCUGUCCUUACUCGCUAUCGCUCGUUCGGACUAAGCUAGGGGAUCACCCCUACGAGUCAGUAGACCUAGGAAAACGAACGAACCUAUACAGAGGUGAUUUCUGCGGGGGGCUGCCCCCCCCCCCCCCCGCAGUGUCCGGCGCUUCCGACGGCGGGUCGCCGGCGCACACUCGCGGCCUUCGGCCGUCUCGCCCUGAAUCAUCUAGGAAACGUGUACAAGAGUCAAGUGUGUAUAGAUUCAAAUGUCGCCGAAAAUUAAUUUUCCAUUGCACAAACCAAUUAAUACUCAAACAUUGAACUCUGCACUUUAUAAAGGUAUGUUAUCCAUGUGUCCGAAUUUUUCAACGAUUAUGAUUCAAGUUACAAAAGUUUCAGCCUUUCGUUCAUUCAGCCUUUUGUGGUUUCAGUCUUUUGUGCAUUCAGCCUUUCGUUAUGAAACAUACUUUUCAGCCUUUCGGGUUUCAGCCUUUCGUUACUAACCCGUUUAGAGUUACUAUCCCAGUUAGAAAAAUUUUGACGAAUAAAAUUAACAUGUAUAUGGUCCAUACUUGGUA